GGCGGAGGGGAGGCGGGCAGGGCGCUUCCCGGCGGCCUCCUCGCGGCUCCGCUUCCUCCCGUCCCGCCCAGUCCCGCCCGCAGCCGGCCGUGCCGCUAUGGCGCCGUCGCAGCUCCCCGCGCUCUGCCUCUUCGACGUGGACGGCACCCUCACGGCGCCGCGGCAGAAAAUCACGGCUGAGAUGGCCGAAUUCCUGCAGAAGCUGCGUCAGAAGGUGAAAGUCGGGGUUGUCGGAGGCUCGGAUUUCGAGAAGAUCAAGGAGCAGCUUGGCGAUGACGUGGUUGAAAAAUUUGACUACGUGUUUCCAGAAAAUGGUCUUGUAGCAUACAAAGAUGGGAAGUUCUUCAGCAAGCAGAACAUUCAGGGCCACCUGGGUGAGGACAUUCUUCAAGAUCUAAUCAACUACUGCCUGAGUUACAUUGCAAAGAUUAAACUGCCAAAGAAAAGGGGCACUUUUAUUGAAUUCCGUAACGGGAUGUUGAACGUGUCCCCCAUUGGAAGAAGCUGCAGCCAGGAAGAACGAAUUGAGUUCUAUGAACUUGAUAAGAAGGAACAUAUAAGAGAGAAAUUUGUAGCUGAUUUACGAAGAGAAUUUGCAGGAAAAGGCCUCACAUUUUCUAUAGGAGGCCAGAUAAGCUUCGAUGUGUUCCCAGAUGGCUGGGAUAAGAGGUACUGCUUAGGAAUCAUCGCCAAAGAUGGAUACGAGACAAUUUAUUUCUUUGGAGAUAAGACUAUGCCAGGAGGGAACGACUAUGAAAUUUUCACAGACUCCAGAACACAAGGCCACAGUGUCACAUCCCCCCAGGAUACAAGAAGAAUCUGUGAAGAGCUAUUUUUUAAGUAAAAGACUUUCUUUUAGACUUCAUACUUCCAGAACGGUUAAGACACCUUAAUAACUCAAAACAUCUUCAUUUUAUAUUAUGUUUUUCACAACUGCUCAUAAAUAAUAAGUGCUUUGCAGGUCCAAAGGGAAAUGUUUUAACUGAAGAGAACCUUUCCAACCAGUUAGAGGACAGUACAGCUCAUCUAGGACCACCCUUCCAUGGUUUCCAUUGGCAAAAAUAUUUCUGAUUAGUUGUGAUUUUAUUCUUUUUAUUUGUUUGGUUUUGUUUCGGUUAAGCCAAAAGGGUUUAUUGUGUCUCUAGUGUUUUCCUGUGAAGUGUUACUUUGGGAACAGUAACUAAUUUCACUAAAAAAAAUAGGUAUUUCUGGUCAGAGUAACCUGCAUCUACUCUAGCAUCAGCACAAUCUCCACAGGCCCAGACUAACUACUGGCUUGGACUGAAAGUGAGGACACUGUAUGCUUAGGAAUAGCAGAAAUUGAUUCUUUGCUUCUUUUGUGCUUAGUGUUACAGGAGUCUAAGACAUGAAAAGGUGAUAAACCUUUAUGAUAAUGCACUAAGAUACUCUUGACAGUAUAAAAUGCUUUAUAAAUCUGUGCAGGGAAAAAAGAACUGUGGCUUUCUAUUUUUCAUCACUUUAGUUUAAAAAGACCAAGAGGGAAAAAAAAAAGCCUUAGCUCAUUAAUUACAUUUUUACUCCAUCCCCUCUCCCAAAGUGAUCUGCCUGCUGUUGAUUUAUAGCCUUAAAAUUGCCCCACAAGGCAUUACACCUAGUUUUGUCUUUGAAGCUGCAAUUUAAAAAAAUAAACAUCUUGAUUUAUUUUUAAAUAUUUCCUUGUGCUAUGAAAAUAUGAAUUAAGACACUUAGGAUUUUCUUGUUUCAAACUGGAAGAUGAGUAAAAGAUAGGUUUGUGUUUUUUUUCUGGGGUUGGAAAGGCAGAACUGAGCCAGAAGUCCCUGACCUCAUACAUAUUCCAGUGCACGGUCAGAAGGCGUGCUGCGUCUACUCCCACUGGAACGGCUGGACCAGCCGGAGCUAGCUACCUCCUGAGGACAGCUUGCUGUACCAAGGCACAGCACCGUUAACGGUACCUAUACUUGUUGCAGAUGUUUUUAACUCUACAGUGGAGGAAAAAAAAC
Oxyura jamaicensis (ruddy duck) is the source of this 1982-nucleotide messenger RNA. RefSeq names its product phosphomannomutase 2 (gene PMM2). Gene Ontology annotation, biological process: GDP-mannose biosynthetic process; mannose metabolic process; protein N-linked glycosylation. The coding region runs from base 98 to 844 and encodes 248 amino acids. Lineage: Eukaryota; Metazoa; Chordata; Aves; Anseriformes; Anatidae. The record is from RefSeq and is a predicted model, not a curated record. Gene Ontology annotation, cellular component: cytosol. Gene Ontology annotation, molecular function: phosphomannomutase activity. The transcript has 8 exons.